Messenger RNA from Neurospora tetraspora, 3924 nucleotides. RefSeq lists its product as uncharacterized. Gene Ontology annotation, molecular function: RNA binding. The coding region runs from base 1 to 3786 and encodes 1261 amino acids. The transcript is spliced from 8 exons. The record is from RefSeq and is a predicted model, not a curated record. Lineage: Eukaryota; Fungi; Ascomycota; Sordariomycetes; Sordariales; Sordariaceae.
AUGGCUCGACACGCUACUCGUCAAGGUGUUCUUGUACUCACCUCCGACAAGAUGCCAGCCCCGACCCCAAUCACCGAGAAGCCAAAGAUCGUUGCAGCAGAGAUCCGCAGCCGUCAGCCCGAUGCUGUCGAAGGCAUGACUAUCCCCUGUUACUGGGAGGACCUUCACCAGUACUUCCACCCGAUCGAUCUGUGGUACAAAGGCGCUUUUAACCUCAAGGAGGUGGUCUUCCGACUCCUCAAAGAGAAUGAAAUCUGCAUGUGGGUCGAAAGCUGGCUCACCUGGCAGCAGAAUCGCUACAGGCUGAGUUGCUGGGAUACCACCAAGGAUAUCAUGUCGGUGUUCGGUCCGUCUGAGUGGGCUAACAUCUACGCCCACGGUGUUACUUUCCCGAAAGAUUGCGUUGCCUUCUUCUGUGACCAGCUGGAGUAUUGGUAUCACUACUAUCGCAACCCGGACAUUGUGGCCGUGAACUCCCCAGGCAUUGUGGCCAAAAUCUCCCCGGACAUUGUGGCCACUAUCCCUCCAGAGGAUACAUUGCAGCUUGAUUGUCAAGGCGCUCCCGUGACAUCGUCUCCUCCUCUCGGCAAUUCCUCUUUGACGGUGGCUCAUCCGCCCUUCGCACGCGCUGCGUCAGCAUCAAUCCAAGCCACGGCCCCUGACUUUAUCCCUUCGAUCAGACGAAGUUCAUCGGACCUUUGCGACAAAUCUGCUGACAGCAAGGUUGAGACUCCAGCCAAUAGCGAGCACGACCAAAAGGCGAACAAAGUACAACACAAGCCGUCAAAGUCAGGCCCAAUCCCAGAGUCUGAAGUCAGCAAACUCCAAGUCGAGACGGGAAUUGCAGGUCCAUCUCGUCUUCCUAGCAGAGUCUCGCAGCAAAUGCCAGCUCCAUCCAAGUCCUCUGCUACUGUUACUGAGGUGCCCCAUACCGGGAAUGUUCUCCCAAGCAAAACUCAGCUUGGAAGCGCCAACCCGCACACUCAAACUCGUGACCAGAAUGCUUCCAGCCGUAUUACUUCCGGCCGUCUUCCUAAUCAGCCCGCCUCGGUAUCCCAAGCGCAAGGCCAACAGAAGAAGAAAGGAACCGACCAGAAGCCCAAGAACGGGUGGUCUCACUUGCGGAAUGAUCCCAUACACGGUCCAAUCAGGCAGCAUCAUAAACAACCUCAGGGCAGCAGCAACACCAGCACCCAUCAAACUUCGAAUCGGGACAACCACCAUACAUCACCCCAGGAACCAGCGGCCAACUCUAUUCCUCAAUGUCCUAACCUUGGGAAAUCGGGUUAUCAGGCCGUCUGGGAACCUUGCGAGUGCAAUAUUUGCAACAAGAAGAAUCGUGGUGUUCGUGCUCGCCUUGGCCAAGGAACAAUGUUCACGCCGACCAAACUGAAAGCCGUUGAGGAUUAUCUCCGUCAAUUUGGGAGCAUUGAAGGCUGCAGCGCAUCAUCGAAAUAUCAUCACAGCAAGCUGAUUGCAUAUGUUACUUUCCGGAAGGAAGAAGAUGCGGUGAAGGCCGUGAACGUUGGCAAUGGUGCCCAAAUUCAAGAUGGCACCGGCUGUCUCCGUCUGCAGCUCGAGCACCCUUGGGUCACCAAACACUGGCGGUGUCAACCUCAGCAACGCGAGGCUGAAACUGGACCACAACCAACCAAGGAACCUGCACAGCUUCAUGAGCGCACACCUUCUGUCACUUCUAGCCAGAAGGCUGGCUAUCUUGGCAGUGGCGGUUCAGCCCGUUUGCGCAAUGCCAGAACUUCUUCGAGGCAUUCAUCUAUCCCGGAGACUGAUCCCUUUGUCGGAGGAAAUCCGAGGAGUUUUGGGAAAAUGCUGCAAACCACAGGGUCGCAUAUCCAACCUCAACAUACUGCAGUGCCUCUUCACUCAUUACAUCAUCCCCAUCAUCCGCAUCAUCCGCAUCAUCCCCCUCAUCCCGCUCAUCUCCAGCAUCCCCAUUGUCAUGCUCCUUCGCCCUACAGGAUGCCUGCUCCAUGCAAUCCUGCUCAACCCGUUCCUUUCCAUCCUGCUCAUAUGCCUUACACCAGUCCUAGCCACUUUGUCCUUACAUAUCCCCUACCGCCUCCCUUUGGCAGCGGUCCACCGACAGUGCCACCGGUAGCGUCACCGGCACACCUUCCAGGGUCGCCUAGGACUCAUCCGUGGCCACAAGGUUUGGGAGUCCCGACUGUUCAUCAUCAGCCUAGAAUGCCAAUGGUAUAUACCCCUUGGCCCGAACAACCCCCGCAUGGACCUUAUCCUGGUGGCCCCCAUCAACAUGGGCAUAUGCCCAUUCAUCUUGGACAGCCGAUGGCCAAUCAGUCAUCAAAUCAGAUCGGACAUUCACACGUUGAGCAUCACCGAAGAGAAGGUUCACAUGCGCAGACUAAGAAACCUGCCGAAGUGUGCUUACUGCAAGAGGAGGAGUUACCAUCCUCAAGAACCUCCAAUUCCUCUAGCUCCCACGGAAUUCCGGUGAGACUACCUUCAUCUCGUAGUACAUUGGAGGAAAUCCGGCUCGAGCAAGAGAGAGCUUCCGCUCCGCAGCAGGGCUCGGGCGGCGAAGGCCAACAGGCUGAAAUCUAUCAGGAAGGCAGAGGACAUCAUGAAACCCACAUCAUAACUGGAACAGUAAUACGGCACAAACCGACCGGUAGGCAAGCUUUGCCGUCUCAGUGGCUCGCCCAAGCACCAGUUAUCCAAGAUGAGGCGUCUGAGAGAAACUCGGGCCCGACAGAUGUUGUUUCACCCGUGGCAGAGCCUCAGGAAGCAGACAAGGAACAGAAGUUGCCCGAAAACGGAAAGGGCAAGAAGAAGCCUACCAAAAAGAAGAAAAAGGAGAAUAGUGCCGCACAGGGGGCUGCAAAGGAGGAGUCACAACCGGCGCCAGUUGUCGUUGCUGACAGCAAGCCCACGCAGGCCUCGCAAGAUGAGUCUAAGAAGGUGACUAAGAAGAAGAAGAAGCCUGUGAAGAGAGGACCAAGUGCCACUGAGCAAGCUCCCGAAAUCUUCAUUGCUCCUGUCGAGAGCGCGCGGGCUGAGAGCGCCCCCGUCUCGAGUGCCCCUGCCAAGAGCGCUCCCGUUGAGAGUGCUGAUACCCCCGAGACCACAGCAGUCAUCGAUAAGAACGAGUCUGUUCCUGCUGCUAUCGCGGCAAAGCCGUAUCGUGCUGAUGCCGGUGGCUCUCUUCACGUCUUCCGGCAGCGUUACAAGCCAGCCAUCAGGGAUAUUUUCAAACCGCACCAAGACGUAGAAGACAUAUCCGAAGUAUCAACUGCAGACAACACUGAGCAAGGCACAAGUUCAACUAGCAUCGCCCAUGAAACUUCGCCAGAGCGCAAACAAGAGCCAACAAAGGUACAAACGAGGAAGAAAAUCCACGGUAGCUUCGGCAAUCUCGACGUGGGCUUCAACCCCUGGCCACGUGCCCCUUCAGGAGAGGUUUGGAGUCCUUCCAAACGACCUACCGCGGCCCCUCCCCUCAACAAGCGCUCAACGACGCCGCAGCCGCCUCAGGUCAUAAUAGAGCCAGCGGUUGAUACGGUGACAGAGCAUGGCUUGCCGACUCCGACCAAAGUGGCUUUUAAGGACACCGUCACGGAAAUGGGUCUCGGAGAGGAGAUUUAUGCCCAUCGUAGAGGUACUGGCUCGAAAAAGCCGUCGGGUUCGUCGUUUGUGUCGAUGGCUGAGAGUCAGUAUACUAGUGUUAGCAGCUACCACAGUGCCCGGUCUACCUUGUCGUCGGGAGAGAAUACUCCUCCUGAGAGCACGCCUCCUGCCUCGCCUUAAGCCUUUUCGUACUACCGCUUGGGUCUGAUAAAUAAUGGAGGAACAAGAGUCGCAGUCACAGCCAGCGGUCUUUCGGAGUGUCGUCUCGUUCCACUGGAUGUUUCGAUCCUCAUUUCUUACUCUCGGGUCUCUUCAUUU